AAAUUUGUGUAAAUUUGUCAAAAAAUGUAUUUAAAAUUAACAAGCGGGUGGUCCCCAUCACCUAUUAAUAAAGCGAAGGCAGUGUGAGAUUUGGUGGUGGUUAGUCCUUGCUCCUGCUGCACGAGGCUGGAGAUCGGCUUUUUCAGUGUUAUUUUAUAACCAAUGUCUCGAAGAUAUGAUAGCCGCACAACGAUCUUCUCCCCUGAAGGUCGUCUUUACCAAGUUGAAUAUGCAAUGGAGGCUAUUGGCAAUGCAGGAACCGCAAUUGGGAUACUGUCAAAAGAUGGUGUAGUUCUAGUUGGUGAGAAGAAAGUCACCUCCAAGCUUCUGCAAACAUCGACAUCAACUGAGAAGAUGUACAAGGUUGAUGAUCAUGUAGCAUGUGCUGUGGCUGGAAUAAUGUCUGAUGCUAAUAUACUCAUCAAUACAGCUAGGGUUCAAGCCCAACGCUAUACUUAUGCGUACCAAGAGCCAAUGCCGGUCGAACAGCUCGUCCAAUCUCUCUGUGAUACCAAACAAGGCUACACACAGUUUGGUGGACUUCGUCCGUUUGGUGUUUCUUUUCUUUUUGCAGGUUGGGAUAAAAAUUUUGGAUUCCAGCUGUACAUGAGUGACCCAAGUGGAAAUUAUGCUGGUUGGAAGGCUGCCGCAAUUGGGGCAAACAACCAGGCAGCACAGUCUAUGCUUAAGCAGGACUACAAGGAUGAUAUAUCUAGAGAAGAGGCUGUCCUGCUCGCACUGAAGGUGCUCAGCAAGACAAUGGAUAGUACAAGUCUUACUUCAGAAAAACUUGAAUUGGCUGAGGUCUUCCUCUUGCCUUCUGGAAAAGUGAAAUACCAAGUAUGUUCACCAGAUUCCCUGAGCAAGUUGCUUGUGAAGUUUGGAGUGACCCAACCUGCUGCCGAGGCCUCUUAAGUAUGUAUUUUGACUUAAAUAUGAGUAUCAGGACGAAUAUGGAAGGUGUUUACAAGCUAAAUUGUAUUUUGGGCAUGACCAGGACGCAUGAGAGGUUCUCAUUUGAACACUUUUGCAAUUUCAGUACUUAUUUAAUGAGCUCUUUGAUACUGGAUGGUUAGAUCUAAAUGGAGUUUUCAUUUGAAUAUUCA
Molecule: messenger RNA, 1106 nt
Organism: Theobroma umbraticum
Lineage: Eukaryota; Viridiplantae; Streptophyta; Magnoliopsida; Malvales; Malvaceae
Product: proteasome subunit alpha type-4
Biological process (GO): ubiquitin-dependent protein catabolic process
Cellular component (GO): proteasome core complex; proteasome core complex, alpha-subunit complex
Source: RefSeq, a predicted model, not a curated record